GAUGGUCUGGUAGAGGAGAACGGGCAACCCCCUCGUUCGAGAGCGCGAGAAAUGGCGUGCGGCAUAUCGGUCGACGCGGCCGCCACGAGCACGGUGCUUCUCCUGCUGGUACUGCUUCAGGCGGCACUAGUUUGGGAAGAAACUCAUGGCGCUCCAGCGAAGAAGAGCGACAUAGUUGCCGGUUCGGAAUUCCUUUCAGUCUUCAUAAACGGCGCAAUGGCGACUCCGCCGCAACGACGCCGGGGCUUCCGACCGCGUGGUGGUCAACUCGCGGCUGCACCAGCGGGUGACAGCGCGACCGCCGAAUCGCACCAACACGAAGCCUCGAUCUACCGAAUAUCUCGGAAUCCGAGCGGCGGUCGACCGAUUUCGGUGUCGAGGCCACACACGAGCGGUCGCGAGGAGAUCGUUCGUUUUUAUCCAAUAAAUCAAAAAACAUUGGAAAAUCGGCAGCAAAAUCUAGCAUCGUUGAUCGACGACCUGAGCACGCCGGGCGGCAUAAGUUCGACGCAUCUAACGUCUUCGAGCGCAGCAACAACGACUAUGACGAGCGCGCCGACGUUGACCUAUCAAGAUCGAACAAUCUCAAGAUCGAACGGGACCAACGGAACUAUCGGCAAAGGUAUCAGCCGGCAAAAGGUGAUCGGUGUCAGCGUCACAUCCACGGUCGAGGCCACGCCAUACAAAGUGCGUGUCGAGCAUUACGAUAGCGCUGACGCCGUGGUAGUUAUGCGACCACCAAGUUUGGACUCUACGAUGAAUAAAGAAGUUCCUAAAGAAUCAACCAAGGAAUCAAUUAGAAGUUCGACGAGUAACAGUAGACCGUCGACGCCAUUAUCGUCUACGAUGACAACAAUGACGACCACAACUACAACGACUACAAUAACGCCACCACCACCAGGUCGAUUCGUUACUGAGGAACUCAGCAAUAUCGUUUCGGAAUCGAACAGGAGCGAAUUCUCCGUUGAUGAAGACUCACCGAGAACGAGUUGGCGCGGCCGCGUAACCAUGACACCACGAAUUGAGAACAAUCAUCAGGACGAAGAAGUUAAUGAGGCUGGGCGGAUCAUCGAUGUUGACGCGAUUACUCUACCGACGGAAGAAAAUUACGAACUACCCGUAGAGAACUCGGAACGACAAGAGUUGAAUGAGGAAGUACCGGAGAUCUCAACGGAUCGGCUUCAAGGGCGCAAGAUGGGACGUCAUUAUGAUGCGUCACUUUAUAACCGAUCAGGCCCAAAGACAUACAGUCAGUCGAAAGCGUACAAACCUUCGCGGACCUAUAACGAGCCUCCUAAAGUAUAUAGCGAGCCGGCCAAAAUGUACGGUGAACCAGAGCGUAUGUAUGGAGAACCGGCUAAAGUGUACAGCGAGCCGGCUAAAAUCUAUAGCGAACCAGCCAAGGUCUACAGCGAGCCUGCGAAAGUUUAUAGCGAGCCGGCCAAAGUCUAUGGCGAACCGGAAAAAAUCUAUUCUGAACCGUCCAAGAUCUAUUCGGAGCCAGCUAAAAUCUACUCCGAGCCGGCCAAAAUCUACUCGCAGCCGGCUAAAGUAUAUGGCGAACCUAGUAAGGUGUACGACUCCGAGGGCCAACCAGUAGAUCAUCAAGAAAGCGUUGAGCCUCACGAGCAGAAUUAUGAAAUCGACGAGUCGGUCAGCGUUGGCAGCAAUGGCAAUGUCCACGGGCCGCAAUUGGUUGUCACGGAGGAAACCCCAGGUGCGACGGAGGACGGUCACAAGGUCGGCUACGUAGUGGAGGGCAGAAACUAUAGAAAGUAUAGGGUCGAGGAGAGAACGCCGGAUGGCUUUAUCGUGGGCGAGUAUGGCGUCGUCAGUCACGACGACGGUUCGUUACGCGGCGUCAGAUAUACCGCUGAUGGUACCAUCAGUCCCCAACUCAUCUAUGAUGCCCUGAUGAAGUUCCUCGCAUUGUGAACACCGUGAUAACGGAAAAAGUGAAAGGAAGGAAGACGAAUCGACGAAUUGUUGCGAGACACAAGGGGAGAUCACGCAACGCCGCUGGACUCAUUUCUUCACCUAUA
Messenger RNA from Cyphomyrmex costatus, 2042 nucleotides. RefSeq lists its product as uncharacterized. The record is from RefSeq and is a predicted model, not a curated record. The transcript is spliced from 2 exons. Lineage: Eukaryota; Metazoa; Arthropoda; Insecta; Hymenoptera; Formicidae. The annotation marks the transcript as partial.